Messenger RNA from Pocillopora damicornis (cauliflower coral), 2718 nucleotides. RefSeq lists its product as uncharacterized. The record is from RefSeq and is a predicted model, not a curated record. Lineage: Eukaryota; Metazoa; Cnidaria; Anthozoa; Scleractinia; Pocilloporidae.
UGUGAACAAUAACCAAGAAAAUCAGUUUUCCACGAAAAAAAACUCCCUCGAUUGUGGCCAAGCCAUAUUUCUCCGGCAGAGCAUACUGUAAAUUAAAAACAUCGGGCGCAGCGUCACGCAACAUUGCGUGAUUUUCCAAACGUGAGAUGCAGUUGCUGCAUUAUUUUAAGACUUAGGAACUACAUGGCCCUGUAGUAAUAAAAGAGGACUUCAUUUGCAAGCACUGUAGACUUCAACAUAAGAAGAAUCUAAUAAAUCGCUCUUUCAGUUUUUAUCUCAGUGUAUGAAUUAUUUAGCCAGAACGAAAAAAAAAUUAAUAUACGCAUGAGUUGGAGCCAUUCCUGUCUGCGGUGAAAUACGCGAAUGGCUCCAGUCUCUGGUCGUCCGCCUAAACUGACUAAAUAAGUUUUGUCAGCGGAGCUUGUCAGCGGAUGACUUUUUCAUCGCCGGAAUAUCGCUGAACGACCUCGCUGAUCAAGAUAGACUCUGCCUUCUCUUGAUUAUGUAAGUAGCCAUUUCUUGAUUGACUCAUCGGUGUUUUCACAUUGAUAUUUCAUUGUUCCGCUUCGAGACACGCGGUUAACCAUACUCACGAGCAAGGAGUUAAGAUAUAAGUAUUAACUUUUAUUAUUUUUAUCAUCCAAUCACGGGUCGGAGCCAUUCCUGUAUUUAGUCGCUAGUACUGUAAAAAAGGUCUCUUCGAAACACAUAAUGGUUUACAACGUGUAAGUGACAACGUGAAAGGCGACGUGUUAGAGGCGGAGAUGUGUAAACCUUUUCGUUUUCUUUAGAAACCGAAGCAUUUUAUCGUCUUAAAUAAUGUAUGAUAUUUUCUGACUUGCAGCCAAUGAUGAAACGCCUGACGAAAACAAAAAUGACGUAAUUCUACUUUUUUUAUAUAAGCAACUGAAUUUAAAAUUUUUGCCCAACACGGAUAAACUAUUUCGAUACAAAACUUGCAAAAUGGCCGAAGACCAAAGCAAUCCUUUUCUGACUGCUACUAUCAUUGGCGAUUGUGGAAAUUCUACCAGUGGUGGAUCAGAACCAAAAUAUGUUCCACUAGCCGCUGAUCUUGUUCCCGUUGAAGUAAAAAGCUGGUUCGUGGCAAUGGAAGCGAAAGAGUUAUUGAAGAAGUAUUCCCCAAAAACUGAAGCGAGAGAGUUUCUACCGAAAACUUCCAAGUAUGGUAGUAAAGAGAAAAUGAUAGCCGCUAUAGGCUCAGAAGAGAUGGUUUACCCCGGAGAUUGCGGACUGUUUUCAACCAUUCUAACAGCCUACAACAACCACUGGACACUUCGAACGUCUCCCGAUGACUGGUGGUUCUGCGUGAUCAGGCGAGUGGCAGGUGCUAUCGAAAAAAACGCCAAGAAAGAUUCCGUACUUAAGAUGUUUGUUGAUCACGAAGGAAAAAAAGAAAUUGAAGUGGAAGUACCUGACACCACCAUCUACACUGUUGACUACAGCUGGUUCUUUGAUCAAAUGGCAAAGGGAAUACGAAAGAACGUCAAAGUACCUGAGUUCGUUGAUGGAGUAACGGCGGAUUUUAGCACCACAACACCAGUGCAGAAGGUCGUCUCGCAGAUUGUGUUGAUGCACUCGGUUCAGGAGUAUUUUAAGUACAGCAUGAUGCUUAUGUGUGGCAUUCCUGCUGUGGAAAUGCUGGGCACUGAGGACGAUUGGAAGAAACUUAAGUCCAAACUUAAGGUGCUGCGAGCACUGCUUGAACCUAUCGAGAAUGACCUUGAUUUACAGACAGAAUGGUGGAAUGCUGUGGAAAAUGUGUUUAACAACUUGGUGGCUACCUAUUGUGGGAACCCAGACAAGAAAUGGUGGAGUCAUAUCAUUUCUUACAAGAAAGAGUUCGGAUCUGGAAGCCCUGAAUACCAAGGGUGGAUAACAGAGUUUUUGGAAGGCACAAACAGGGUCCUGACCAUGAGCCAGUUGUCAAGUGGUAUCAUUAGUGUGCCCCUUGAACUUAAAAACCCAGGUGGCUUACAAGACACUGCUACACUUGUGGCAGGAAUGGCAGGUUUCACCAUGCAUAACAAGGACACUACAAGUGUGUCUGUGCAGCCAUACCAAGGCUGGUGUCUUUUUUUAAAAGAAGACUCUCCAUUUUGCCAAAAUUCUCUGAGUGGUGGAAAAUAGAGGACCUGUAUCUUGGGUAACAAAGCAAUUCUUUAACUUGUUUUGAUUCAUUUUCAGUUCGUAUGUGGGAUGUUUUUACCCAGUAUGUAAACAAAAAUCUGCAUCCUAGCAGUUAAUUUACAUCCAGAAAUAUUAUAGCCCUCAGAUAGUGUAAGAAGUACUGACAAAAAUAAAUAUAUAGCAUUCAUGUUGAAAUUGAUAUGACAAAAAAGUGGAAAUGUUGCUUUAGAGGUGAACCAAUAAAGACAAGUAAAACUUUUGUUACUGACUUUCACAGUUAGACCACAGGUUUGUUAGGGAAUGGGUAGAAGUGACAAAAAUGUCUUACCCAAAAAUCCCAGCUCUGCUCAAAAUACAAAAGAUGACUCCAUAGAUUGGAAUGUCCCUUUAUUAGUAAAUUCAACACUAAAGGAACCCCUAGAGGUAUGUACGGCUCUCAGUUGAACUGAAAAGUGUUCCAAAAAGAUUUGUGAGGUUUCCAGGGCUACAGUCUCAACUAUUUUCAAAGUUUUCAUUCAGCUACUAAAGGUCGUAAAGAUGUCACCAAAAAUAAAAAAAAGUGGAAUAGAA